Halteromyces radiatus is the source of this 2132-nucleotide messenger RNA. RefSeq lists its product as uncharacterized. NCBI's taxonomy places the organism in Eukaryota, Fungi, Mucoromycota, Mucoromycetes, Mucorales, Cunninghamellaceae. The coding region runs from base 275 to 2095 and encodes 606 amino acids. The transcript has 2 exons. The record is from RefSeq and is a predicted model, not a curated record.
UUCUAUUCACUGACCUCCGUUUUUAUUCUCUUAUUAUAAAUAUAGUGUCUACUCAAGCAACACUCAAGAUAUUGUCAAAAGGGAUUUGGAACUUUUAUUCAAACCUGCGGAGUCAAACAAAUCAGGAGAACUUGUAUCAAGUGCUACGGUGAACGUUCAAGGUGAUACGGUGACACAAACUCCUCCCGAAACAAGCAAUCCUCCCUCACAAAAACCUAUAUCAACUGAAGAAGAAAUCUCUCAACACCCAAAAAACACUUCUCAAUCUACUGAUAUGCUUCUAUCUCCAACACCACCUAUCUCUGUUUCUUCUGACGUUGAUACUAACCAACAACAGCAAUCAUUGCCAACAACAGUCGAUAACUUAGCAAUCACUACCGCUAUUUCUACUACCGUGGCCAUCGCUACUUUCAAUGCAGCUCCUCAUUGUGAUACACAAACAGUUGUCUCAUCCUCUCCAGCAAAAAACCCUCCCACUACGACAAUUUUACCUUCGAAAGAGUCCGUCGAUGAAUCAACAAUUGCUAUUGAACAACCAUCAGUUACAUCACCAUCAACAUCGGCUACCUCAGGAUCAUCAACAUCAUCAUCACCUAAAACUACAGAAGAACAACAAGAACCAGACUCAACUAUAACAGACGAUCCUAAGCAGAACUUGCAGUCAUUAAACAAUCCAUCGCUCGAACAGCCUACGACAUCAUCCGAGCAGUCUACGGCAAUUCCGGAAUCAGUAGAAUCCAUCAAUGAAGAGAUACCGAAUCCUCCUGUCACUACUGAACCAAUUACGACGACAAAAGAGGAAGCUGAAGUGACCACCAACAAAGUGAAAUCAAAACCUGACAACAGCGAUGAACAAACUGAAGACGUAUGUAAUGUGGCGCCAAAGAAGAAAUCCCCAACAAAAAAGGAUAUUGGUUCCGAAAAGGCAUCCCGUGAUACUGUCAACAACACCAACAACGAAAACAACAACAAUAAUAAUAACAACAAAAAACAAUCAAGUGAAGUAUCUGGAAGUAGGCCAACAACUCGAAAGGUACCUGAUGCCAAAUCCAACAAAAAUACACCACCCUCGCCACCAGUAAAAUCUAAACUUCGUGCAACAGGACUGACUAGACCAACAAGCACUACUGGAAAACCAGCCGACAAACAGCAACAACAACAACAACAACAACAACAAUCUGAUACUGGAAAGGACAAGAGAUCAUCAAUGGACGAAACAAAGAAGAAAGUUCCAAGGGUUCCACGUGUAGCUCUCCUUGCCAAUCAAAGCAACAAGAAUGUAUUACCAAAUAGUGAAGAAAAACAAGAAAAACAACAGCCAAUUGUGAAACCCAAGAUCAAAGCUUCACACGAUGCUAUCGCUCGAUUGACUGCACCUACAGCCUCUAGUGCUCGACGACAACAAACCUCAUCAACAUCUUCACCGUCAGCACCUUCGGUUAAUACUACGACAGCAAAAGGAACAAGUGUGACAGCUACAUUCAAGUUGGAACAAAGGAGAAAACAGCCGGAAUCAGUAACAGCUAGUAAAAAGGAAUCCACCUCGACUCUUCGACAACAGCCCCGUCCCGUGAAAAACACCGCUAUUAAGUCAAAGAAGAUUGGACCUGAUACCAACACGACGACUGACAAAAAGAAUAAUUCUGUUCAAGGAGCGACAAAAAAGGUCUUGGCUUCCAGAAAAGCAGCACCCACCACAGCAAGUAAUGUUGAUAUCGUGACUACGACUGAUUCUACAACAUCAAUCGACAUUACAUCGACAGAAAAGACAAAAGAGAAAAAGGAUACUUCCGACCUGCAAGCUGUACAAGAAGAACAACAAACAAGUGGGAAUGAUAGUGAUCAUAGCAAAAAUGAAUUGGCGUCUCAAUCACCUGCAGAUUCAAGCACUACCUCAUCUCGACCACAAACACCUGUCCAGCAACGACAACAACCAGAUCGCACAUCACCUACCACCAAUGCAACCACCACUACGGGAGCAGUCACUUUGGAUACUGCCAGUGCCACACCUAUCAAGACCAUUCAUCAGCAACAACAAAAACAACCUGUUACCACAAGUAAAGUCAAGGAUCUCCUUAGUCGGUUCACAUCCUAAGUUACUCUCUCUCUUUCUCUCUCAUAUUUCCUUUUUU